UCUACUUUAUAGUCGAAUAAUUAUUGUCCUUUUGUUUUUAAUUGUGACCAUGAGUUCAAUGAAUCUAUUUAAUAAUUUGUUUUCCCUUACAGAGACUUGAAUAAAUUACAAACAUAAAAUGGAUGAAAAGAGAGUUGCUGACUACUUUGUAGUUGCAGGGAUGACAAAGAAUCCUAAACUUUUACAAGACAACAUAUUUAGUGACUCAUCACAUUUGAGAACAGCGGCAAUUACAGAACCGAUAACUGAUAUUGGUGUGUUCUUUCCCUCAUUAGAAGAAAAGAUUCCUGAGAAUUAUGAAAUUCUUCGAUUUACACCUUCGGGACUUGAUGCCGAUUUAAAUUUUGGAUCAGUAAGAACCACUGCCUGUUUUAUAUAUUUUAGGAGAGGUCGAGACAAGCCUCCUUUGGUUGAUAUAGGUGUCAUGUACGAUGGUCUUGAACGAAUAAUGCCUGAUGCUGAAAUUGUUUCAAAAACACCUGGCGACCGAGUUGCGAAUGUUAACAACUCUUCAUCGAAAAUCUUCAUCACAUACCGUCGCGCUAAACCUAAUGCACCGUGUAAUGAUCUCGUAGUAACGGACUUAUGCGUUCUCAUUCCCGGGAAAGGAGAAAAAGUUCCUCAUGCCUUCUGUCAGAUUCACAAAACAUUGAAUAAAGGGAUGAUGGGAAAUGACGUCUAUUUAUGUUACAAAAAAUCGAUGAAUCGUCCAAAGUGUAUUAGUUACCAACCGGAGAUACUUCAUCGCUAUCCAACCGUUGAUCAUUAUGAUUUCUCACUUAAUUCAUGCUCAAGUGUCCCUUUAUUUUGCUUACCUAUGGGAACAACAUUGGAAGCUUGGCCUCACGUUUUUGAUGGUGACGUAAGGAAAAAAAGAGAGGCAACUGCUCCUAUUUUUAGUACGUUUGUGUUAACAGCAAAUGAUGGAACUUACAAAGUUUAUGGGUCAGCUAUAACUUUCUACGAGAACUUUAACGAACUUUAUUUAACAGAACAACAAAAAGAGUUUUUUGAAUGGAACAAUCCCGAAAUAUGUAACUCAUAUUCACUUCACGUUAACAAGUCGAUUUGUAUUUUAUCAAAUUAUCCAUUUGGAGAUUCUUUCGAGAAAUGGUUAACGUUUGUUCAUAUGAUGGCAUCAAGCAAUAUGCCUAUAUCAAUUCCUAUUGAAAGAUACAUAAUUCAUCUACUUGAUGAAGUGCCUUUUCCUGCUCCAAGCAUUCUUCUACAAAUGUCUUUAACAAGUUCCACUAGAAUAUUACUGACUCAGCCGGAAGAUUCACCUUUGCCACGAAGUGGAGCUGGAUUUCGCCAAUUAUUAUCCAAUUUAGGACCCGAGAAUUGUCUUCAUGUGUUACUUUUAGUAUUGACUGAACAAAAAAUUUUAAUUCAUUCUCUUCGGCCGUCAACAUUAACAGCAGUAGCUGAAGCAGUGUCAACAAUGUUGUUCCCUUUUAAAUGGCAAUGUCCCUAUAUUCCCCUCUGUCCACUUGGUUUAGCGGAAGUUCUACAUGCUCCCGUACCUUAUUUGAUUGGUGUUGACUCUCGUUUUUUUGAAAUGUAUGAGCCUCCGAAUGAUGUCACAUGUUUUGAUUUAGACACCAAUAAUAUAACAUUAUGUGAGUCACAAAAACAUUUGACCACAAAGCUCUUGCCUAAAAGAGCUGCAAGAAUCCUGAAAUUAUUUCUUAAAAAGUUAGAAGAUGAAAUGCUUGAGAAUAAUAGUUCAGAACAAACCAAUAGUCUUGAUCGUGAUAUCAAGAGGAAAAAACGUGAUCAACACUUUGAACAAAGAAUUCAAGAAACUUUCCUUCGAUUCAUGUCAUCCAUAUUGCGAGGAUAUAAGGAUUAUCUUGUUCCAAUAUCAAAGGCACCUACAAUUGGUGCAACAGAUCCAACAGCAUUGUUUCAAAUGAAUGCAUUCCUUAGAUCACGGGACAAGGCUUAUCAUAAGUUUUAUCAUCUGUUAAUGAAAACACAAAUGUUCAUAAGAUUUAUCGAAGAAAGAUCUUUCUUGUCAGAUGGUGAUAAUAAUUUGACUUUCUUUGAUGAAUGUACUGAACGUGUUUCUGCAUAUGACGACGAUUCCGUGGAAAUUAGAUUCGUCGAAUAUGAUCCUGGUCAUUACAGUGAAAGAACGAAAUUUAUUUUGCCUCCAGAAUUUGAUGGAGUAUCUGAAAAAACUUACAAAUACACAAGUUUCGAGCUUGAUCCAAUGCGUUUUCAACAAAAGAGAAAAACACUGACAUCAAAUAUUACACAACAAUCAACUUUAGCCCCGAGUUCUCCAAUAUCACGAAGAACAAAGCAUGAAAUAAAGUCAGCGCAAAAGAUUGCCAGAAAAUAUCAGAACAAUCCGGAGGAAUGGGCCAAAUAUUUGCUUGGAACUUGCUAUUCAUUAUAUUUCAUCAUUUUACCAAGUAUCGUAAGUGACAGUUCAGAACAAAAACGAGAACAUGAAACUAUUCGAAACGCGUAUAAUCUACUAGCUAAAGCAACAAAACUUAAAAUUCAUGUUGAUGAAGUAUGCUUUCGAAUCAUGAUGCAACUAUGUGGAUUGUAUAAUUUACCUAUACUGGCAGUUCGACUCCAUUAUUUGAUGAAAAGAUCGGGGAUUCAACCGAAUGCUCUGACUUAUGGCUUUUAUAAUCGCUGUGUACUGGAAUCUGAAUGGCCUCAAGAAACCACGAUUUCUAGUCAGCUUCGAUGGAGUCGUUUAAGAAAUUUAGUUUUUGGUGCUGCUCAUUUUAAACAAGCUGGAAAAGAGUUUGCUUCUAAGAGAAAUAUUUUAACUUCUCAAGAAUAUAACACAAAUAUGAUGGAAAGUGUCGAUGGAACAUCACAAACAAGUUUGUGUUCGCGAAAUUUCGGAGACGAAAAUCAAAACGUCAUCAAUUCGAGCUUAAACUUUGCAGCCUUUGAUAGAAUAAGAAAUCGUUUAGGAUCAAUAGUGAAAAAUUCAGACAACCAAAAUAUAUCGACAACUUUAACAAGCGCUGGGAUUUUGAUUUCUUCAGGAGAAGGGAAUGUUAAUGUCUCAUCGAUAAAUCAAAAAAAUUACAAUCAAGAUUUUAACUCUCAAAUCAUUUCUCAACAAUCAGAAAGCUUUGCUGGAGAUGCAAAAUUCAUUGAUAAACUACAAAAACUUCAUAGUAGGUCUAAAAUGAAAUGCCGAAAGCCGUUAUCAUUUAAAGAAUCAGAAAUAGCAACAAGCACUAAUAACAACAACGAGAAAAGUAAAACAUCGAAAGAGGAAAAAUCAGAAAAAAAUGAAAAAAGCAUUCCACAGCCACCUAAUGCAAAAAUUUUAUCCCGAACUGUUGUUCUUGAAAACGAUCCAUUAGGUGCUUUGUUAGAUACAGAUCAAGAUGAAACUGUUGACAUUAAAAAAUCAACACCCAUGACGAGUGAACAAAUAGAAAAGGCUCGUAUUCAAAAGGCGAUGUAUUCCGAUCAACCGAUACUUUUUAAAGGACAUCGGAGUGCAACAUUUGAGAAUGCGUCCAAUCUUAAUAAAGGAAUUCAUAGAUCGGAAACAAUGCCAACGCAGUCAUUCACAUCAAGUAUCAGUAACUUUGGAUCAUCCUUAAAAUUUGGUUUUAGUCCUGGUUUAAGUGGCAAGAAGUCGAAUGAAAUCUUUCAAGGUGGAAUAAGCAGUAUAAAAAGUGCAGCAACAACCGUUGCAAAAAAAUUUGACGAAAUUAAACAUUCAAUUUCAAACAAUAACCCUGAGACAAAUGGAGCUACAUCAAAUAGUUCAAUUUUUGAGCCUAAUACACAUUUAAAUGUUUCAAACGAUGAUUUAUUGAAUGAUGAAAAGAAAAACGUUCGACAACGUAUUGGAAGUGAUCAGAACUUGUGGGGAUUAUUGAAUGAUUCAAGAAAAUCCAGCUUCAAUAAUUUAUCGCGGUUAGGAAUAACAACAUCAACAAAUAGUUUAAACACGUACCCAACAAUACUACCGGAAACUAUUUAUGUACAGGAUGAGAAUGAUUCAUUCAGUAAAGAAUGUGAUAUAAAAAUUGAGAUAACAUCAUGUUGUCAAUGUCACAAUUGUUCAGUACUUAUGUAUGACGAAGAGGUGAUGGCAGGCUGGGUAGCUGAAGAUAGUAACUUAAACACAUUUUGUUAUGCUUGUGAAAAGCAAACUGUUCCUUGUCUCGAAGUUCGAAUUAUUACUGAUGAAACGCUGAAUAAGGUUUCAAAACUAACGGAAACCUUGAACAUUCCUUAUUUAAAUCCUUUGGUGCUCAGGAAAGAACUGGAAAGUAUUCUUGCGGAGGAAGGCGACAUAAGUGUAAAAGAAACAAAAUUUGUCGAUGAGCAUCCAAUUAUUUACUGGAACCUUUUAUGGUUUAUGGAAAGAAUUAGUGUUGCAACACAUCUUCCGAAUUUAAUAAUUCCAAAAUACAUGAAUAAUGAAACAGUUGAUCCAUUGAGCAAUUUGAAAACAGUUUCAAUUCAAUGUCUGUGGGACAAUCCAAGAAUUCAUCCAGAAUCAAUAUCUCUUUAUACAGUGUGGAAGGAAACUCAACCAUCUAGUCCUUUACUGAAAGCGCUAUUAACUGAUCAAACUUAUUUGAAUAGAAUAUCUCUUCAGCAAAUAGUUUCAUACAUUCGAUGCAAUGAUUUAAUGACACCUGUAAAAAGAUUAGCCAACGAACGGAAAAAGAUGAAAAAUCAUGAUAUUCAAAGGACCAACUCAAUAUAUCGCGAUGUUUUGUUCCUGGCAUUAGUAGCUAUAGGCAGAAGUAAUAUAGAUAUUCAAGCUUUUCAUCGAGAAUACGCAAAUGUAUUCGAGAAAUUGACGAUGAUAGAGAAGAAAGAAAAUAUUUAUCACAGUCAAGAUUUACCACCUACGUCAGCUGCAUUGUUCUGUAGAGCUUACUUUAAACCUUUGCUUUUGUUGCCUUGACCUAAAUUUCUAUUUAAUUUUAUGAACUUUAAAUAUUGUUAAUUAACAAGAUUUUUAUAUUUAUUAGCAAUCAAAUCGAAAUUUGAAUGAAAGUUCUUAUCGUUUACAAUGAAAAUAAUUUUGGAAAUGUAUCUAACCCCAUUAUGAAAUUCAAAACGGUUAAAACAAUUAAUAGAAUAUUUUCAAAUCCAAUAUCACUCAUUUUUGUCUAUGUACAUGUUUUGACAGAUAUGUAUUUAGUUUAUAUAUAUCCAAAACUUAUUAGAAAAUUGUUGGUACAUUGAAAAACCUUUGGACUAAAUCAUUUUUCACUCUUACUGUUAUUAUAAACGAAAGUAUAGUUAUCUUAGCACAGUUAUAAUAUUAAAAAAAAAAUAAUAAUAUCAUGCUUACACAAUUGCCUUUUUGAGCAUAUGAAAAUCAAUUAGAGAAUACGCGAAAUAUUCAAAAUUUUAAUGAUUUCUACAAAUAAUUAAACAUAUUGAAAAUGUCAGAAUAUAAUAAAUAAAUACGAAUAUGUAUAUUCAUAAAGAGAUUUUCCUUA
Messenger RNA from Clunio marinus, 5459 nucleotides. The record is from the annotation of a GenBank genome assembly. NCBI's taxonomy places the organism in Eukaryota, Metazoa, Arthropoda, Insecta, Diptera, Chironomidae.